CACGUUUCGACUCUCCUCUGCCAUUUCGCAAACUUCCAAAUCAAACGACGAAUGACCAGAAGAUUACGUGCCUCGUAAAUUUAGUGUACGCAUUCCGGAUCUUGAUUUUUAUUCACUUUUCCGCAGGACCCUUGUCUCCAUGUGCGCAUCGACAAUGGCACAGUAGACGCCCUUGGCUCGUGGUCCGUUCACCUGAUCUUAAAGAGCUUUUAUAGGUGUCAAACCUCUGUUACCUUUCAUGCGCUAAUGAAAAUAAUUUCCUUUUCGUUUGGCUUCCUCGCGAGCACGUACGUUUUGUAGAACUUUUAAUUGGUAGUUAGUAGUCUCUGUUAUUAGAAACUUUGAUCAGUUGCGCCUUUCAUCCGUCCCAACAAUUAGACGCAUGGAAUUUGCGUAAAGCCUAAAAUGUACAUUUGACCGUAUCAACUGUAGACAAAGAAGAUAUGGAGUUUACAAGUAAAGAGAGGAGCAUUUUAUAUCUAUUGCUCUUUUCAAUAUGCAUGAUCCAUAUUUCUUUUUGUGCAAAAAAGACCAACGUUCGAAGAUCUGAGCGCCUCAGCCCUCCAUUGGACAUCCAGUUGGAGACGGUGAACUGCUCAGCCUUCAGUGUGCGGUGGAAGAUGCCCCGGCGCCAUGUCAGCACCAUCACCGGCUACAAGGUCUUCUACACGGAGAUGAGGAACAAUCGGCCAGUGAGCACAGCCGUUACGCUGGAGGUGCCUCUUAGUCUGGACAUGCUGACCACCGGGCAGCUGGAUGGACAAGCAAGCUUUGAUGUUGACAUUGGUGACCUUAAAGUAGCGACGCAGUACAGAGUUAGUGUUGGUGCGUAUGGAUGGGCAGGUGAGGGCCGUCCCAGCAUGCCGAGGGAUGUCAGCACCUCUCCACAGGAGAUGUGCAUGCCCCCAUCACCCCCAACUCAACCCAAUGUGGCGGCCGUGUCGGACACUGAGCUUGCGUUGUCAUGGACACAGGGCGAGAGUGAGGGAAGUGCUCCGGUUCUACACUUCCUUGUGGCUUACAUCCGGCCUGAGAUGGACACCGAAUGGACCUACAUCAGGGAGCCCAUAGAGGCCAACUCCAUGGUGCUGAAGGGGUUAAGCCCUGACACAGAGUACCAGUUUGUGGUCCGGGCUGUCAACGUCCACGGAGUAAGCCCUCCCAGUUCCAUCAACAACCCUGUCCGCACACUUGCCUGGGCUCCGUCCGCCUGGUCCGGCUCAAAUCUGGGGACCAGGUUCCAGUAUUGGGAGAAGGACCCUUACUACAGGAUGUCAGGGUCAGUAGAGAUGGACAGCAGUGGUUAUGGCCAGCGCUACAUCACCGAUGCCAAGAUCAAAGACGAAGAUGGGUUUGACAUAGAUGACUCUGACUACGAUGUCUUCAUUGAGGAGCUGAAUCCGUUUCCCGCCAUUCCCAACGGCGACAACCAAAGAUCCCAGCUCCGUUCCUGGUCUGGAAUGCCAUCCUCUCAGCCUGGCCGGAACGUCAUCUACAGAAUGGGCACGGCCGCGCCCGAAGCCACCCUCGUCCCCUCCACCUCCGCCGACAUAGAGAUGGGCUCCCCGUUAACCCCCGUCACCCCCGAGUUAAUCCCUGGGAGUGCCGCCACCGACGGCUCCACGCUGCCCCCCACCACUCCUACACCCCCCAUGACCCAGUGGAGGGGCCCUGUCCCGCGGCUCUACGACCUGGCCUGUGAUGACACGGUGUGCCCCUCUGACAGCUUCUGCCUCAGCGACUACGAGAGUGGAGGCUCACGCUGCCACUGCAACCUGGGUCGCGGUGGCGACUUGUGCACCGACGGAGUGGCUGUGCAGUUUCCAAGAUUCUAUGGCCACUCCCACAUGACCUUUGAACCUCUAAAGAACUCUUACCAGAACUUUCAGAUUUCCAUUGAAUUCAAGGCUGACUCUGAAGAUGGCUUGUUGCUGUACUGUGGGGAGAAUGAGCAUGCCCGGGGAGACUUCACCUCUCUGGCUCUGGUCCGAGGCAAGCUUCAUUACAGGUUCAACUGUGGCACAGGGGCGGCUCAGAUAGUGAGCGAGAGUGGCGUGGUGCCGGGACGGUGGCACAGAGUCACGGUGUUCAGGGACGGCAUGAGUGGCUGGCUAAGGAUGGACAAUGACACGCCUAUCUCAGGGCGCUCGCAGGGACAGUAUACCAAGAUCACCUUCCGCAGUCCGCUGUAUGUGGGCGGGGCCCCAAGUGCCUAUUGGCUGGUCCGGGCGACAGGCAGCAACCGAGGGUUCCAGGGCUGCAUCCAGAGCCUGACCGUCAACAACAAGGCCACAGACCUCCGUCCCUGGCCCCUCGGCAGUGCCCUGAGCGGGGCAGACAUCGGUGAGUGCAGUGACAGUGUGUGUGAGCAAGUGACUUGUGCCAAUGGAGGGAUCUGCUAUGCCAACCGCGCUGAUGGCUACAUCUGUCUCUGUCCACUGGGCUUCAGAGGAGAGCUCUGUGAAGAGAGCUUCCUGUUGUCUCUGCCGCUCUUCAACGAGACGGUGUUUUCGUACGCCAGCACACCCUGGCCACAGUCCCUACUCAGUUACCUGUCCUUCAUGGAGUUUGAGAUGACCUUCCAGCCAGCCAGGCCUGACGGCACCCUGAUCUAUAGUGACGACGCCGGCAGCCGGGACUUCCUGGCCAUCAACCUGGUGGACGGAUACGUAGAGUUCCGCUUCGACUGUGGCUCGGGAGAGGCUGUCAUCAGGAGCGAGGAGCGGGUGAGCAUGGGGGCGUGGCACGAGCUGCGUGUGUCUCGCACCGCCAAGAGUGGCAUCCUGCAGGUGGACAGCCAGAGACCCGUGGAGGGCAUAGCGGAGGGAGCCUUCACGCAGAUCAAGUGCAGCUCCCCUCUGUACAUCGGUGGUGUUCCUGAGUAUGACAACACCAAGAGUGCAGCGGCAGUGCUCCGACCCUUCACCGGAACCAUCCAGAAGCUGGUCCUGAACGACCGCGGCGUCCCGCUAACCGAGGGCUUUGCUCUGGGGGUGAACGUGGGGAACGCUGCCCAUCCGUGUGUGGAGAGUCCCUGUGCCAACGGUGGCACCUGCCGGCCCAACCGGGACGGGUACGACUGUGACUGCUCCCUGGGGUACGACGGGCGGCACUGCCAGAAGGAAUGUGGGAAUUAUUGUUUGAACACUGUCACAGAGGCAAUCGAGAUUCCACAGUUCAUUGGCCGCAGCUAUCUCACAUAUGACAAUCGUGAUAUCCUUAAAAGGGUUUCAGGUGUCAGGACAAAUAUGUUCAUGCGUUUUAAGAGCACGGCAGAGGACGGUCUGCUACUGUGGCGAGGCGACAGUCAAGUGAGGCCCAACAGUGACUUCCUGUCUCUAGGACUGCAGGAUGGAGCGCUCAUCUUCAGUUAUAAUCUGGGCAGUGGCGUUGCCAACGUGAUCGUCAAUGGAAGCUUCAGCGAUGGACGGUGGCAUCGAGUAAAGGCUGUCAGGGACGGCCAAUCAGGGAAGCUGACUGUGGACGACUACGGUGCCCAGACUGGCAGGUCUCCCGGCAAGAUGAGGCAGCUGAACAUCAACGGGGUCCUCUAUGUUGGUGGGAUGAAGGAGGUCUCCCUGCACACUAACCGACGGUACAGCGGAGGACUGGUGGGCUGCAUCUCCCACUUCACCCUGUCCACUGACUAUCACCUGUCCCUGGUGGAAGACGCCGCCGACGGCAAGAACAUCAACACCUGCACCAACUGAAAGUCCCGCUGUCCGUGUGUCCCGGGGCCCUGCGUCACCAACACAGCCGUUCAGAUUAGCGGUGCCGAUCUGGGAUCAGUUGAACCUUUCAGAUGAGGAAGAAUGGUCUAGGUGGACCUGAUCCAAGCUCAGCACUUCUACUUUGAGGUACUUUGUGGUCACUGGGCUUUUCUAUUCGGAGGCCAGGUCUGGUCACCAAGGGUCCGGAUCACACAGCCGACUGGAGCGGAGACCGCGAUGGCACUCCUUGAAAACGAGUGUCGCAACCUCAACCUGUGAAGGACAAUUUGAUGGGAUGGUUUUGAGGAUAUCCAUUCAUUUCUUUUCUACAUCUUUAUUGAAUGAUUUCGAGAACCCAAAAUAUUUAGUGAAUCAUGGUUUUGAUAAAGCAACCAAACAUGACUUCAGACGUUCGUAGGAAAAUAAGCUUGUUUUUUUUAGAUGUGUUUUUGAAAGUCUGUUCUUGGCACGUUACAAUAUGUAGUGUUGUGUUGUCAGAUUCAACCAGUCCAUAGAUUACACCGUGUGUUUUGCAGGUUGCUAGUUUUGGAACGUGAUGAAGAUCCCUGUUGUGAGAGUCUAGAUCAGGGUCAAGCAUAUGCAAACAUGCCCUCAGUAGGUUUAAAAAUACACGCUAUGUCACUUAUCAACAACUUGAACUUAAUCAAAAGUAUGUAGAAAUGAUUUGUGGAUCUAUUCUGCUUAGUUUGGCCUUCAAAUCAGUUUCUGAAAAAUAAAUCGGACAGACUAAGAAACAUGUCCGGGCCUCUGUUGAAUUUCUGAAUUCCAGUGUUGCUCUUGUUUAAAGGCACAGCUAGAUUUUCAUGAUGAUUAUAGAUCUUUUUUACAUAAAUUACAACAUCUUAGUCCAUGAAUACCCAUCAAACCCUCUAAUUACACAGAAAUAAGAAACUAUUAUAUUGCACUAUUGCUGAAAAAAGGGUUAAGGACACUUCUGAUUGUACAAAAAUCUAAAAUAAGGUAUAGGAAUCAAUCGCUGACCUCUUCAUUUUAAAUGGUAUGCUGCCAAUGCCAACCUUCUAGUUGUGUUGUGGAGCUGGUUCUGAACCCAAAUACUAAUGGUUCAUUUAGUCACUGUUUCAUGAAUUCACCACCGGAGCAGUUUCACCACCAAGGACAUUCUGAGAAUGUUCUUUAUGGAUACUGUAUGUCUUUAUUUGGGGACACAUUUUUGUUAUUGUUGCAAAAAUAUUCAUGUUUUGUUUAAAACAGAAAACACCAAAUAUGUCCAUAGAACAUUGCUAAUGAGAGAUAUUUGGAAUAAAAAAAAAUAGCUAAA
This is a messenger RNA of Esox lucius (northern pike), 5010 nucleotides long. Its product is annotated as pikachurin. Gene Ontology annotation, molecular function: protein binding; calcium ion binding. The coding region runs from base 444 to 3710 and encodes 1088 amino acids. The record is from RefSeq and is a predicted model, not a curated record. The transcript has 25 exons. Lineage: Eukaryota; Metazoa; Chordata; Actinopteri; Esociformes; Esocidae.